Molecule: messenger RNA, 3879 nt
Organism: Podarcis muralis (Common wall lizard)
Lineage: Eukaryota; Metazoa; Chordata; Lepidosauria; Squamata; Lacertidae
Source: RefSeq, a predicted model, not a curated record
CGCCACGUUGCAUAUAUGUAAAUAAACCAUUGAUCCUAAAGACACCAUAGUCUCUGCUGUCCCUCAUUCCAAGGAAACUGAAACUUGGGUAAGCACCUGGUCAUUGAAAUGUACAUCAAAUGCAAAACAUUUGGUAGAGAAAGGGAGGCAUUUUAUUUAUUUGAAAGAAAAGCAUCAACAAUUUAGAGAAAUAUACAUACCAUUUCAAAAAUAAGAAAACACUGAUUACGUAAAAGCUCAUACCUAGAAAGCUUAUACUUAGUUGGUCUUUAAGGUGCUACUGGAACAUCUUUCAAUAUAUAUUUUUUAAUCUUUCAUCAUUGUUAUUUAUUACAACAGACCAACAUGGCUACAUUACCUGAAUCAUUGAUUACGUACGUUAUAUCAAACCAUAAUAUCUUGCUACAAGUUCCCUUACAUUGCCAGAGGCCAAAGCUCAUGUUCUUUGGUAACUAUUUAAUAAAGUUGAUGUGCAUAGCAUAGAAAUUGUCUAAUUAUUUUGAUAUGCCGACACAUAAUGGGCCAGUUUCUCGUUCAAAGCCACACAAGUUCCAGAGCUGCUGCUGCCAGUCCAACUUAAAGUUUGCUUUCAAAAUCCUCUACAGCUUUUCUGUGGUGGAUUUAGCCACAGUUCAUAUAAUCACAUCUUUAUGGAGUCUUCAAAGAUAAAAAUGGAGGGCAGGUUUAGGAUUUAGCAUGGAUUUUUUUGUCCUGCAAUAUGUUCCACAUCUUUAGACACUUUUAUCCAAUCCUGGGAUACUCUUGAACCCAGUACUGGAAGCCAGCUUGUAACCAUCUGGUAACUCUAUUAUUCAAUGAAGGCCAGCACAGUUUGAAGCUUCCAUAACUACUACUGCGGGAGUUAAAAAUGCUGCUGGAUGCAACACCCAUUCUCUAAAAGUAGAGCUGCUGAGAUAUUUCCUAUAAUGCAACUUCCCAAGGGUAGUGGAAUUGAGUAGCCAUGGCAGCACACUUUGUCUAUGAUAGAAUGCUUUAAGUUGUCAUUCAAUGAGCAUCUUUCAAUUUCUCUGGCUGACAUUCACUUGCUCAGACAAAUGGAAUCAUAGUUCUUAUGAUAAUGGUAGUUGCCCCUCAAUUACAUAAAGGUGGCUAUAAAGAUCAGAUGUUUUAGACUUGGCUAUGGCUAGUGCUUAUUAGCCUGGAAACACGUAACUAGAAAGCUCUGCUGUGGCAGACACAUCAUUUACAUUAACUUUUUGGGUGUCCUGGAAACUAAAAAGAGAUCACAAGAGUUUAGCAACCAAUUUAGCAACCUCAAUUUAAAUCUUUAAUUGGUUACAAGUUUUGACCUUUUCAAUAAAUGGCUCUUACACCAGGAACAGAGUUGUUACAAAGCUAGAAGCCUGUAGUGAUUAGCUGAUGAACACAAUGGCUCAAAAUAAACAAUUCUAGCCCCAGAUGGUACAAGGCAGAACCAGUUAGGUCUGUACAUUGGUAUUUGGCUACUACUUUUUAUGUUAUUAACAUCAUGAAAACAAUCCUACAUUUAACUGUAGCUGCAAUGAGGCACAAACAGCUAUACCAAUAUGACUGCAUAGAAAAUAUAUAUGACAUUCAAUGGUGUCCAUAUGCUAUCAAAAUGGGCUUUCACCCAUGCUUUCCUGUCCUCUCACCCUCACCUUUCAGCUCCUGCAAACUCCCAGAAUCUGUGUUGGACACUUUGGGAAUCAUUGAGUAGAUGGGCAGUGGGCAGGCACAGAGGAAAUCCUGUUGUGUCAGCAGAAGUCCAGGUUGUGAGGUACUGGCUCUGUUCAGGCUCGCUUAGCUGUUGGUAUUAUAUUAUUUGCUCUGCAUUUCUAUUGUCUUAUUUUAUUUGUGCCGUAAUUCUUGAAAGGUGCCUUGGAAAUCCAAAUCUGAGAGGCAAUACUGCAAGUGGCUGCUGGUGAUGUCCACUCUCUGCUGACUCUGGCCUAAAUGGAAGUGAACUUGUGCCAGCCGCAAGUGGCUGUGCCAUGCAUAUGCUGUUGCCUUCACCACUGGACUAUAGAGGGGGAAAGCAGCCAGCAGAGGAGGGACAGGCCUCAGAUGCACCCAGAGAAACUCACCUUUACCACAGAGAAGAGACUGACGUGGGCUUAAAAGCUUCAGGAACAGGAACUUGCUCUGAAAGGGAGGAGGCUCACUAGAGAUCUGCUAGCAACAAGUAAGACUCCACAAAUCAACUUUACCAUACUCCAAUACAAGAAGAAAUAUUUACAAGACAGAAGAUGCUUUUGUCCCAAAGAUAUCUACAGAUGGUAACAUUUUUGUCCAUUUUUUUUCUUGUUUGGUUUGCAACAUGUCAAGAAACAAAAACUAAGAGAGGAGUGGCAGAAUUCCAGUUCUUGCAUAACAAAGGAAAUCUCCGUGAAGAGUUAAACCGACUGAUUUGGCUCCACCAAGCUAUGGGAGGAGUGCACACAGCCGUGGGCAGGGACAUCCCGCAGGCACACAUUGUGUGGACCUCACCAAGGAACCAAGACCUCUCCAAUCUCUCUGAUGGAACUGGCAGAGAAGAGUCUCUAGAAAUGAUGAAGCAACUGCUGCUGGGAUUGCUGGAGAAGGAAGAGCCUGUAGCUGUCCUCAGGAAAACAAAUGUGUUGCAGUAUCUAAAGAAUGUAAAGGGUAAUCAGGACCGGCAAGACCUUUCUGACAUAUUUCAAGGGGGAGAUCAAGAUGGCAAAAGAAAUCUCAGCACCCAGACAUAGAUUUCCUGACCGAACCUAUUGCAGUCCAUCUGCUACUUGAGAUAUAUACACUGAGGGAGAUCAAAAGAAAAGUUGAUUAACAAAGAAAAUGUGCGUUUUUGCCAUUUACUACUCCUUCGCAUUGUUGAAAGGCCAGAACAUUUCCCCCUUAUUCCGAUUACAUUAAAUUGUAUUAAACAGGAAUGUGCAGGGCUUAAAAUUUUCCCUUCUAGAUAGCACAAAUAUUUUAUAACUGUUAGCAAUAUUGCCAGAGGCUAUAUAUUAUUAUUGCUACUUCACUCCUUUGCAUUUGUUGAACAAUAUUAUUGAGGUAUUUGUGCAUGCAGGUUCUGCUGGGGUACGUGGAAAGUAUUCACUCUUUGUCUCUUAUACUCAUUUCCUGCUUCCGCCACCUAUAUAAUUACUUGAGGUCUUUUGUGCCUAUUCCCCUUUAGCAAUGUGGGUUUAAGUUAUAAUAAAGCACAUGGCUGAGAAAACACCUAGGCUGGAAAGCAAAUUCAAAUGCUCUAUAAUACAUUUUUUUCAUGUAAAAAUGCAUACUUCUAAAUAUGCACCCCUGGUUCUUUGAGCAUAUUAAUGUUGCCUCCUUACUGCAGAAAGAAUACGUCUUACAGUAAGAUUGGAAUCUUAGGCAAACAAGAAUAAGACCCAUUGAACACCAUGGGACUUACUUUUGAGUAAACAUGCAUUGGAUCAGGCUGCAGCAAUUAUGACCUACUUAAGGUUUUCAAAAGGAAUCAAGUCAUCCAGAAUAAUGCCUCAGCCUAUCACCCACAUCUAGCUGAUUAGAACACUUAGUAGAAAAGCCCAAAUAUACAUAUUUUCAAAUGUAAAAACAUUCUGCUGCAACUCUGAAGAUGUGGAAUUGAAGCAACCAUUGCAAUAACUGGUUAGCUGCUUGAACAAAAUAUUUCAGAUACUACAUACCUCUGGAAGAAGUAUGCUGAGGGUUCCCACUUUCCAGAGGGAUGAAAAGGUUUUGUCAGAAGAGUUCCAAAGUUUAUUGGGCUCAGUCAGGAGGGCAUCAGACUCUUAAUCUCAGGGUCGUGGGUUCGAGCCCCACAUUGGGCAAAAUAUUCCUGCAUUGCAGGGGGUUAGACUAGAUGACCCUCAUGGUCUCUUUCAACUCUACAAUUCAGUGAUAGAUAAGAGGUGCAGAUUGCGUACCUUA